AUGUUCAUCCGGCGUGCAUCGUUUAUAUGCGGCCUGACCACGGAUCUUAGUGUCCAGCCGGUCAACGGCGGUGAAUCGUCACAUCUUUCUGUUAUAUGCAGAAAAAGUCGUGCGUCUACUGGUUCCGACACAUCAUCACAUAAGUUAGUGCUCAACAUUCAUUCACCGCGAGCAACUCAUCGUAAUCCAGAAAUUUUACGACGAGGACAACAAAGGACCAUUACCGACGGUGUUCAACAACACAAGAAAUGCAUAGCAGGAGAGCCGACAAUCAGAACUUGUGCACGUCAUUGGGAGAAAUGGGAAAAUGACUGCCAUCCCAGUUGA
This is a messenger RNA of Necator americanus (New World hookworm), 327 nucleotides long. RefSeq lists its product as uncharacterized. The transcript has 4 exons. The record is from RefSeq and is a predicted model, not a curated record. Bases 1 to 327 code for a protein of 108 amino acids. Lineage: Eukaryota; Metazoa; Nematoda; Chromadorea; Rhabditida; Ancylostomatidae.